GCCCUGCGUCCUCGUGCGUGAUGACGUAGCGCGACAAAUGCGGAUCCCGAUUGCUGCAGCCGCUUGUCAGUGUGACGAAGAUUGGCACCCAGGUCCUCUCCUGCUGCCUGUCCAUAUAAUGUCCCAGUGUUGGCAGUGGCCAUUUUGAAUAUGAUGGCUGCCCAGUCUGUGUCCAUAGACAAAUACCCAGAGGGAGACCAGCAGAUGCAGGUAAUGGAGCAGUCAGAGAAUGACCUUAAAAAGGGCUUUUCCAAUGGAAACACAGGAAACACAAGCAGCCCUGUAUCCAAUGAACCACAAACACAAAUGGAUAUCGACAAAGCCUGUAUAUAUAGACAUCCUCUUUUCCCUCUCCUGGCUCUCCUGUUUGAGAAGUGCGAACAGUCCACUCUGGGGUCCGACUGUGUCACGUCUGCCAGUUUCGAUGUUGACAUUGAGAACUUUGUACGCAGUCAAGAGAAAGACGGCAAAGCCUUCUUUAGUGAAGACCCUGACCUCGACAACUUGAUGGUCAAGGCCAUCCAGGUGCUGAGGAUUCAUCUGUUAGAGCUGGAGAAAGUCAGUGACCUGUGCAAGGAUUUCUGCAGCCGUUAUAUUUCAUGCCUUAAGGCCAAGAUGAACAGCGAGACACUGCUGAGUGGAGAUCCAGGCAGCCCGUACUCUCCGGUCCAUGACCAGUUGUCCAACCCUUUCUCAGGUCCCCUCAGUCCCCAGAGUCUUCUGAUACCUUCGUCUGGUCUUCAACAAGGCAGUGUUACAGUGACCACAGUCAAUUCAUCACAAGUGGCCACAGGUAACACCGUAUAUCAGCCAGUGACAGUGGUCACACCACAGGGACAAGUGGUGACACAGGCCAUCUCACCUGGAGCACUACACAUCCAGAACUCACAGCUCCAACUUCAGCUCAAUCAGGACUUGAGUUUCUUCGGGGGAGACGACAGCUCACCUAAAAACAAACGUGGCGUUCUUCCCAAACAGGCAACCAAUGUCAUGCGCUCCUGGCUCUUUCAGCACAUUGCGCACCCGUAUCCCACUGAGGAAGAGAAAAAGCAAAUUGCAACUCAAACAAACCUGACUUUACUUCAAGUCAACAACUGGUUUAUUAAUGCUCGAAGACGAAUACUGCAGCCAAUGCUGGAUGCCAACUCAACAGAGGCAUCUAAAAGCAAGAAAAAGGUGGCUCAGAGUCGCCCGCUGCACCGCUUCUGGUCCGACUCCAUCGCCUCUACAGGAAGCCAGCAGCAGCUCACAAUGCCAGACGGGAGUUUGGUUACUGUGGGAAUGAAUGUUGACGGCUUCCAGGCGCUUUCUUCAGAUGGAGCCACUCUCGCCAUGCAGCAGGUCUUGAUGGGAAAUCACAGCGAGGAUGAGACUGAUGAAAGCGGCAAUGAAGACGACACAGAUAUGUCAACCGCCAACAUGCCCGGUCUGGGUUUAGACGUCAGCGACUAAGACGCAUGGAUUGCAGGUCACACACUGCAUGCUUACAUUUACAUUGGAAAACUUGCAGAUGAUGCUUGUUGCAAGAGAUCCGCUCCCUAUGUAGAUUUUCAGCAAAGCUGAUACUUGUGCACUACAAAAAGAAUUAAGUACUGUAUGUUGACCUUUAUGUUACACAAAACACAAGUGAACAGUUUACAGAGAGCACAACGUUACUGAAAGCAGCAAACCGAGGAGUGUCAUUUUUACCACAAAGAGGUUUGUGCACUUUUAUACAGAUACACUUGGAGAAGACUGCAGAAAUGGAGGACGGAGGAACCUUUUGAAACUCCUUUAGUGAAUGUUUGGUCAAUUUUGUUUUCUGUAUUAACUCAUUUGGAUGCCAAGAGUGUGUCGUCGUGCUGGUUUUAUUCCCACUGCAUGUUUGUGUUCUCUUCAGUAUGCUCACGCUUGUAGAGACUCCAAGACGGAGUUUGAGAAAAGAGAUUAUUUUUAUAUAUAAACGUUGUAUAAAAGUGUUGUUUUUCUUUUGCUGUUUUUUUUAGUGUUUUAUAGGGAAUAUUUAUGUACAGAAACGAUACUAUCUGCCCUGUUUUCAGGGGAUGAGUUUUUCUUCUUGUUUUUAGAAAAACAAACAAAAAAAAGAUCUUGGAGUUAAACCAUUGUUUCAAUUUGUGAAUUGGUUUUAACACUCGCGUACAAAAUGCCUUACACGUCCUUUUGUAAAACUCUUUUGCUGAUAAGCACAGAAAUCCGGAUGCAUUGAUGAAAUUGAGUAAUAUCUGUUCAAGUCUCUUCCAGUAAUCUUUCCUUCGUUUCAGAGGGAUCUCUGUUUUUGCUCUGUAGGCUGAUGUAGUUUGAUCUCACAUGUGCAAAGCUUAUCAAUCAGAUUCAUGAAAGAAGCUUUGGAAAUGAAAAUGGCAUAAAAUGUCCAUUAUUGAAGUCAAAUAAAGGUCAAGUCUGAAUAUUUUGCCACUCUGUUUUUACAUUUAAUGUUGUUAAUUGUGUGUUGUUGUUUUUAAGCAAUUAUUUAAGGACUGUUAACACUAAAAUAGUUUAAUAUUAAAGCUUGACCAAGUUUUGCGACUGGAAAAAUGUUCUGCAUGAUGGAGCCUUUGUUUCUUUUCUUCCUGUUUAUUGCAUUUUUGACAGAAGCACAUUGUCCACUUGAUGUCUUUGAAAAUAAUCAUGUCAAUUACUCCUGACAAGUCGGACAAUUGUUUGGCAGUUAUUUCUUAACACAAUAGCAAGUACUGUAUAAGACUACUUACACCAAAUAAAACCUUUCCAGAUAUGAAUGCACAA
Messenger RNA from Danio rerio (zebrafish), 2745 nucleotides. RefSeq names its product pbx/knotted 1 homeobox 1.1 (gene pknox1.1). Gene Ontology annotation, cellular component: nucleus. Gene Ontology annotation, molecular function: DNA binding. Lineage: Eukaryota; Metazoa; Chordata; Actinopteri; Cypriniformes; Danionidae. The record is from RefSeq and is marked validated. Gene Ontology annotation, biological process: regulation of DNA-templated transcription.